AUGAACUGAAGGAUGCCGCCCAGGGAGAGCAUUGCCUGAGGUCCCAUCAUGCAGGCCUUCCCACAAGGGCCUGGCAGCAUGACAAGGUGAAGGCAGAGUAUGUGCAUCUCAACCCCCAACUCACCCUUGUGACCGGAGAGCGCGAUUUGGCUGUGAAGGAGAAACACCAGCUCCAAGCCAAGCUGGAGAACCUGGAACAGGUCCUGAAGCAUAUGCGAGAGGCGGCUGAACGGCGGCAGCAGCUGGAGUUGGAGCAUGAGCAGGCCCUGGCUGUUCUCAGCGCCAAGCAGCAGGAAAUUGACCUUCUGCAGAAGGCUCAGGUUGAGGCUAAGAAGGAGCAUGAAGGUGCCGUGCGGCUGCUAGAGAACACCCUGGACAGCAUGCAGUCCAAGGUUCGAGAGCUGGAAGAGAAAUGCCGGACUCAGAGUGAGCAGUUCCACCUGCUGUCCCGGGACCUGGAGAAGCUCCGGCAGCACGCUGGGAAGGUUGACCUGCUGGGUGGCAGCGCGGUGGCCCCCCUGGACAUCUCCACGGCCCCCAGCAAGGCUUUCCCGCAGUUCAUGAAUGGCCUAGCCACCUCCCUCGGCAAAGGUCAGGAGAGUGCGAUCGGAAGCAGCUCUGCAACCCGUGAAUAUAUCUGGCCUCUUCCGCAGCCCCGUGACAGGCCGGAGCCUCUGUCUGCCAAGCCCACCUUCCUGUUGAGGUCCGGUAGCCCAAGAUGCAGAUCUGAGUCCGAUAUGGAGAAUGAACAGAAUUCUAAUACCUCAAAGCAGAGAUACUCGGGGAAGGUCCACCUCUGUGUCGCCCGCUACAGCUACAACCCCUUCGAUGGACCCAAUGAGAACCCGGAAGCUGAGCUGCCCCUCACGGCGGGAAAAUACCUCUACGUCUAUGGAGACAUGGAUGAGGAUGGGUUCUAUGAAGGAGAGCUCCUGGAUGGCCAGAGGGGCCUGGUGCCCUCCAACUUUGUGGACUUUGUGCAGGACAACGAGUCUCGGUUGGCAAGCACGCUGGGGAGCGAGCAGGACCAGAACUUCAUCAACCAUUCCGGCAUUGGCCUGCAGGGAGAGCACAUCCUGGACCUCCACUCCCCGACCCACGUGGACGCGGGCAUCACCGACGACGGGGCCGGGACGCUGGAUGUGAACAUCGACGACAUCGGAGAAGACAUCGUGCCUUACCCCAGAAAAAUCACCCUCAUCAAACAACUCGCCAAAAGUGUCAUUGUGGGCUGGGAGCCCCCGGCGGUGCCACCGGGAUGGGGAACCGUGAGCAGCUACAACGUCCUGGUGGACAAGGAGACGCGCAUGAGCCUCACGCUGGGGAGCAGAACUAAGGCCCUCAUCGAGAAGCUCAACAUGGCGGCCUGCACCUACCGGAUCUCCGUGCAGUGUGUCACCAGCAGGGGCAGCUCAGACGAGCUGCAGUGCACGCUGCUGGUGGGCAAGGAUGUGGUGGUGGCCCCGUCCCACCUGCGGGUGGACAACAUCACGCAGAUCUCCGCCCAGCUCUCCUGGCUGCCCACCAACAGCAACUACAGCCAUGUCAUCUUCCUCAACGAGGAGGAGUUCGACAUUGUCAAGGCCGCCAGGUACAAGUACCAGUUCUUCAACCUCAGGCCAAACAUGGCGUACAAGGUGAAGGUUCUGGCCAAGCCCCACCAGAUGCCGUGGCAGCUCCCACUGGAGCAGAGGGAGAAGAAGGAGGCCUUCGUGGAGUUCUCCACAUUGCCUGCAGGACCCCCAGCACCCCCACAAGACGUCACUGUCCAGGCUGGGGCGACCCCAGCCACCAUCCGGGUCUCCUGGAAACCACCCGUGCUGACACCCACCGGGCUGUCCAACGGGGCAAACGUUACCGGCUACGGCGUGUAUGCCAAAGGGCAGAGGGUGGCUGAGGUCAUCUUCCCCACGGCAGACAGCACAGCCGUGGAGCUCGUGCGACUGCGGAGCUUGGAGGCCAAGGGCGUGACCGUGCGGACCUUCUCCGCCCAAGGCGAGUCCAUGGACUCCGCUGUCGCUGCCGUUCCCCCCGAGCUCCUGGUGCCUCCUACUCCCCACCCGAGAUCUGCACCCCCAUCGAAGCCAUUAGCAAGUGCUGGAGUCCCCGAUACCAAAGACGAGCACCUGCGUCCCCACGCCAGGAUGGACGAGGCCUGGGAGCAGAGCCGCGCACCCGGCCCUGUGCACGGGCACACGCUGGAGCCGCCCGUGGGCCCCGGAAGGCGGUCGCCCUCACCCAGCCGCAUCCUGCCGCAGCCACAGGGCACCCCCGUGUCCACCACAGUCGCCAAGGCCAUGGCCCGGGAGGCCGCACAGAGGGUGGCCGAGAGCAGCAGGUUAGAGAAAAGGAGCGUCUUCCUAGAGAGAAGCAGUGCGGGCCAGUACGCUGCCUCUGACGAGGAGGACGUCUACGACUCCCCUGGCUUCAAGAGGAGGGGCGCCUCGGUGGACGACUUCCUGAAAGGCUCUGAACUCGGCAAGCAGCCCCACUGUUGCCAUGGAGACGAGUACCACACGGAGAGCAGCCGGGGGUCUGACCUCUCAGACAUCAUGGAGGAAGACGAGGAGGAGCUGUAUUCCGAAAUGCAGCUGGAAGAUGGGGGAAGGAGGCGGCCCAGCGGCACGUCCCACAAUGCCCUCAAGGAGUGCACUGAGCAUAGGACCUCUGAAGGCGCUUUCUGGGAGCAGCCCGAGUUUCCCCACCAGCCCCAGCACAGGAAGAGACUUUUCAGUAUCCCCGAAGUAGCGGAAGAGGACGGGGAGUGCUGCGGGCUGCUGCACAAGCAGGGUGCGGGGCCGGCCUCCAGGGCCAGGACCGGGCUGGCCAGAGAGCGCAGGCCCGGCAGGCCCUACCGGGGCGACGAGGGCCCUCGGGGCUCCUGGCUCCCGGUGAAGCACAGGGGCUCGGGGGCUGUCCCCCACGCGGAGGACUUCCUUCUAGAAGACAGGGGCUGUCGGUUCAGCCGCUCAGCCACUCGGAGCCCGGACAGCGGCCUGGACUGUGGCAGUGAAGAGGAGGAGUCGAGGUUUGGUUUUGGAAACACCGCGGCCAUGUGCAGCCCCGGCCCCAGCCACUGUCCCUGCAGGAGGGCCCUGAGGCCGCUGCUGGCCCGGCGGCGGACGCUGACCCGGCAGAACAGCGUCGAGGAGGACUUUGGGGAGCAGGUGGGCCUUGGUGGCAUCCUCAGGAGCAACGACCCCCAGCCCAGCCCGGAGAGGCUGCUCCCCAGGAAGCACAGCUGGGGCGAGCCCACCGAGCACCAAGAUUUUCGGGGUGUCUGGAAGAAAAGCAUAACCAUGCCUGACAGUAGGGCAGCUGCCCAACACGCAAAGCCACCUCCCAGAGUCGUACAAGGCUCCCCGAUUUUAGGGAACCCAGCCUCUGCAGGACGGGUGGAUCACAUGGGCCGGAGGUUUCCCCGUGGCAGCGCUGGUCCCCAGAGGUCGAGGCCCGUCACGGUCCCAUCCAUCGACGAGUACGGGCGAGACCGCCUUUCUCCAGACUUCUACGAAGAGUCAGAAACCGACCCCGGUGCGGAGGAGCUCCCGGCCCGGAUCUUUGUGGCUCUAUUUGACUACGACCCACUCACCAUGUCCCCAAACCCCGAUGCCGCGGAGGAGGAGCUUCCCUUUAAGGAAGGCCAGAUCAUCAAGGUUUAUGGCGAUAAAGAUGCCGAUGGAUUCUACCGUGGGGAAACAUGUGCCCGGCUUGGCCUUAUUCCUUGUAACAUGGUCUCUGAAAUACAAGCAGAUGAUGAGGAGAUGAUGGAUCAGCUUUUCAGACAGGGUUUCCUCCCUCUGAACACACCUGUGGAGAAAAUAGAGAGAAGCAGAAGAAGUGGCAGGCAUCAUUCAGUAUCAACUCGGAGAACGGUGGCCCUGUAUGACUAUGACCCCAGAGAAAGCUCGCCCAACGUGGAUGUUGAGGCUGAACUUACAUUUUGCACAGGAGAUAUUAUUACAGUUUUUGGUGAAAUUGAUGAAGACGGAUUUUAUUAUGGGGAGCUGAAUGGGCAGAAAGGCCUUGUGCCCUCAAACUUCUUGGAAGAAGUGCCUGACGAUGUCGAAGUCUAUCUUUCUGAUGUUCCAUCCCACUACUCUCAAGACACACCAAUGCGCUCAAAGGCAAAAAGGAAGAAGAGUGUUCAUUUCACACCUUAAUCAGGCAAUGUAGCCUUCACGUAAGUGAGCAACUGAAGAUACCGAUAAAGAUACCAACUUAAGCUACCUUAAACGGGCCAAUGUGGUAGACUUAAGGCUUCCUUGUGGGGUUAAAAAAAUAAGAUAAAAAGAAAUAUGUCUCAAAAACUUAUUGGACCUAAAUAAUUAGAAUAUUACUUGGUCUCAGUUGUAAAGCAACUGAAUUUAUAGUGAAGCAAAACAUCUUUAAUAAGCAUUUCCUACUAUUUGCAUUAAGAAUAUUUGAAAGGCCAACAUUGGGAACAUAUUUCUUAACCAGCUAACUGUGUGUUUACAUAGAGAGCUGCAUAUUGCAUUGUUAGCCGCUGUCGGAAAAAGCACAACCUAACAAACAUGUUUACUAUAGGAAGUUCUCCUUUAAAAACUUAACCCAAGGUCAAGCAGAUAAGUAGUGAGCCCGGGUGACCAAGUGUUGGCUCUAAACCUCCAAAUGCUGGCUCCAACUGCCAGAGUGUGUUUUCCUUAAGUAACCAUGCCUCUACCUUAUGAGAGAGCUAUGCUCCUCCUCAAAGCACAAACAUUCUGAGAGAGACGUUGGUGAAGGACGGAUUUGCUGUUGGUAUACCAAUGCAAUACUAAGUUUAUGAAACAUGCAGCUCACAUGAUGCAUUAGACGGAAUAGAUGGUAUCUUCAGGUGUACUUUGGGAUGCUUUACUAGGUGUUUUCCAUUAGAAUUCGACCUUGAUUUUAAAUCCAAGCAAGCUUGAAGCCCCUUGGCUUAUAGCAUUUGCCUGCCGAAUACUGAACGCUCACAUGGCAAAAGCUGCUCUGGAGAGGUGGGGGCCAGAGGAAUGAUGGUGCUCUGUCAACUCAGGCACAUACUUAGCUGUAGAAGGAAGUGAGGCAAAGUCGUCCUGCAAUGUCUACCCCUCUGAAGCACUAUUAAGCACUUAACGUAUACUGAAAUAUUACCAUGCUAUCUACUGAGGAAAGUUCAUGUUCAAUUAUUUGGAAAUAAUGAAAGCAUCCACUAAGGGCCUUUAAGCUUUCUUUGAUUGUAAUUAAGGUUCAUUUUAGUUUUUUUCUUUUUUUUCUUUCAACCAGUGUGCCAUCUCUAAUAUUUCUAUAGUAUAUUAACCAACCCAGGAAUGCACUUUAACAAUAUCAGGAUUUUAUAUAACCAAAUAGUUUCAGAUACAACAAAAUUCCCCUUAAGAACUUUUGCUUUUAAGACUACUGAUGGGUACUCGGCCAACUUUACUAUCAACCUAAAUUGAAAUCAUGUUUCCCCUGCCCUUAGUCUUCAUUUAUGAAGUGAAUUCUUACCUGCCUUAGCUUUGCCAAAGCAACGGCCACCCCGCACUCCCUUGAGACAGAGACACGGACCCCACUCUUUCAUGUCUGGGUCCUCUCUCUGCAUGCUGUGGGGGAGGACCUUUGCUUCUUGUGGCACAGUUUAACCAAAAGAACAAAUGAACCCCCUUGACCUUUCCUGGUGGGAAACGGGGACAGUGCGAUGUUACCAAGUGAAUUCUGUUGUUGGCGCUCACACACUCAAUAAACUGUAACACUGUACCUACUAGGUUCCUCCUGAGGGUUCAGGUACAGCAAGGAGAGCUCCAUCCCCCACAGUCCAUCUCCAUUCGGGGUCACCUACGUCAUCUAUGGGUUCUGGUAGUCCUGGGAGAGGCAGGGAAAU
This is a messenger RNA of Cebus imitator (Panamanian white-faced capuchin), 5842 nucleotides long. It is a transcript of the gene RIMBP2, whose product is annotated as RIMS binding protein 2. Bases 213 to 4163 code for a protein of 1316 amino acids. Gene Ontology annotation, biological process: neuromuscular synaptic transmission. The transcript is spliced from 22 exons. The record is from RefSeq and is a predicted model, not a curated record. Gene Ontology annotation, molecular function: protein binding. Lineage: Eukaryota; Metazoa; Chordata; Mammalia; Primates; Cebidae.